CUGAACCUCAUCCUGUUUUUUUCUUCUUCUCUGUAACCUCCCUUCAUCAACUAAACACCCGAUCCUACAAAGCAACCAUCAUGUCUGAAAGCAGAGGAGAACUCAUCGCCUGGGUCAACGAGCUAUUGGGCCUCAACUACACCAAGGUUGAACAACUCGGAACAGGUGCCGCAUAUGUCCAAAUUAUGGAUUCUAUCUACGGCGACCUUCCUAUGUCGCGUGUCAAGUUUGCGACCAAGCAUGAAUACGAAUACCUCGGUAACUACAAAGUCCUCCAGACUUGCUUUGCCAACAAGAAGGUCGACAAGGCUAUUCCAACUGAUCGCCUCAUGAAGUGCAAGAUGCAGGACAAUCUCGAGUUCUUGCAAUGGCUCAAGAGAUACUGGGAUCGCAACUUCCCUGGCGAACCUUAUGAUGCAGUAGCACGCCGUGGUGCCGGUAACGAGCCCCUGUCUGCCGCCAACAGAUCCACCACCGCCCCUGCCAGGAGACCCAUGAACAACGGAGCCGCCAACCGCUCGAUGUCUGGACGCGACGGCCACCUUUCUGCUAUCGCCAACAGAUCUCACCGUGGACCAAGUCCCGACCACACUGUUAUUUUGAACUUGCAAAAGGAACUUCAAGAGGAGCGCAACACGGUUGCUGCCCUGGAGAAAGAGCGUGAUUUUUAUUUUGGAAAGCUCAGGGAUAUCGAGGUCUUGAUGCAGCAAGAGCUGGAUCGGGCCCCCGACUCUGGUGAUAGCCCUCUGUUGAAGGACAUCCAGGCUGUUCUCUACAGUACAGAGGAGGGAUUCGAGAUCCCGGCUGAGGAGCAGGCUGCUGGGGCAGAAGAAUACCCUGACGAGACGUUCUAAAGCGGAUGUCGAUUGCAAAAGAUUGGCAACAAGCUUCCCUACCCCAUAAUGUGUUACCUUGCGUCCUUUUAGUUGCAUUUCGUGAAUUGAUAAAGCAGUUUUUUUUUUCUACAUAGCACUUUUUUUUUUAAGUCCUUGGGCCAUGUUGUCUUUUUUACUGCAUACUUUUCUCGCAUACAAUUUUGUGUCGAAUGUUGGUGUUCUAAAAGUUGGGCGCAUUUGGAGCAUGGGAGGAAAGGUAGUCUGCACACCCCUUAACAACCUUCACCAGAGGCCAAUAAAAAAAUACAGUUGCUCCAAAGGAAUCAAUCACUCUGA
Messenger RNA from Gamsiella multidivaricata, 1172 nucleotides. Its product is annotated as calponin-like actin-binding protein. The record is from RefSeq and is a predicted model, not a curated record. Gene Ontology annotation, biological process: regulation of microtubule polymerization or depolymerization; protein localization to microtubule plus-end; spindle assembly. Gene Ontology annotation, molecular function: microtubule plus-end binding. The transcript is spliced from 6 exons. The coding region runs from base 81 to 854 and encodes 257 amino acids. NCBI's taxonomy places the organism in Eukaryota, Fungi, Mortierellomycota, Mortierellomycetes, Mortierellales, Mortierellaceae. Gene Ontology annotation, cellular component: cytoplasmic microtubule; microtubule organizing center; microtubule plus-end.